Messenger RNA from Theobroma cacao (cacao), 1285 nucleotides. Its product is annotated as auxin-repressed 12.5 kDa protein. Lineage: Eukaryota; Viridiplantae; Streptophyta; Magnoliopsida; Malvales; Malvaceae. The record is from RefSeq and is a predicted model, not a curated record.
UGAUGGCUCUGAAGAGUAGGACAAACAUUUGUAUCUAAGUGUUACACUUGUAAAGCAACCCCAAAACCUACUACUCUCUCAUCAGAUCUAAUAGUAGAUAUUAUUUUGCGGGCCCUUCCUCUACUCACUCCUCAUCCUUAUCCAUCCCUUUGAAUGUAUGUCCACUCUUCAAUUUCCUAUUGGCAAUAUUCAUUCAACAUUACAUUAGUUAAUCUUGUAUAAACUACACUAUAAUUAACAUUGGAAAAAGGAAAAUAAAAAAAAAUUAUUGGCGUGAGAGAGAUAUUUCAGCUAAACCUUCAUCUAUAUAUGACCAAAUAGAGCCAUCCGCCAAAAACAUUACUGAGAGGAGAAAUCAGAAGAGAAAAAGAAAAAAGAAAAAGAGCAAGCGAAAAAUGGUCCUCCUAGAGAAGCUUUGGGAUGAUGUAGUGGCUGGGCCUCAACCAGAACGUGGUCUUGGCCGGCUUAGAAAGAUCACCACCCAGCCCUUGACCAUCAAAGAUGAAGGAGAAGGGAGCAAGUAUCAGAGGUCGAUGUCGAUGCCGGCGACUCCUGGGACACCAGCGACUCCGGUGACACCGACGACGCCGGUGUCAGCGCGUAAGGAGAACGUCUGGAGGAGCGUGUUCCAUCCGGGUAGCAACCUUGCUACUAAAAGCAUUGGUGCUGAGGUUUUCGACAAGCCACAGCCCAACUCUCCAACCGUCUAUGACUGCAACCAAACGGAGGUUCAGAGUCAGAGAAGGAAGGAAAACUUGGCUAUUUGUUUGGUAGCUGCGUGGAAAUAAUUCUUUUGAGUAGACACCCUUGUGCUCAGAUGGCUUUACAGUGGGGAGACGAGGAGCAAGCAUCACCGCUGAUUGGGUGGUGAUCAUGACAAGGCAGCUAGCGGAAAGGCUUUGCCUUUAACCAGGGGUUGCAUGUAAAUAGCGUCUUUUCCCAGUUUCGGAUGUCCCACGUGUCCUUGUUUUGGUCGUGUUUGUCAUUACGUGUCCUAAGUAGAUGUUAAGAGCUGACUAAAGCUUUAGCCGCCCUUCCUCCUUUUUUGUGAGUAAUGAUGCCUAAGGUUUGUGGAAUGGUGCUGGCUCAAACGCUACAGCCCCCACGGUGUCUAGGUGAUCUUUGGUCAUUCAAGAUCCGGCCGUGAGCGGCGGCGAUGGUAAUGAGCUACUCUUAUUAUUAUUAUUUGAAUAAAUAAAUUUAAGGGUAUUGUAUUAUGUGAAUAAAUAUGUUAUUUAAUUAAUUAAUUUUGUGUUCAUCAAUGGAAGAGCUUAUGGUUGAAUUA